GGAACAAGCCCCCUGGUUUUGUCAUGUCUAUCGGUUGCUUCAUUUUGUCUGAAGGAAAACCAAAUUAUCAGAAAAACUGCUCUUUUGUAUCUAUAAGAUUAAUUAUUGUAGAUAAUUUAGAAAGUUGUAAAAAGUAUAAAACAAGGAGAAAAUAUCUAUAUCUAGUCUAGUGGUUUACUUUUCUUGACCCAAUACUUUGUCGUAUUUCCAGAGUGUUCUCUUUAACCAUUUCAGUUGUUGUUUAUAUUAACUUUAUUGAGUGGUAACUUGCUUAUCUGGUGCGUUAUUAUAGAUGUAGUGUGUUGUUUUCUUAUCCUAAAGAACAGUGGGGUAGAUAGCUUUGUUUAAUAUAAACAUUGUAUGACACUUGGACUCUUAACAGUAAUAUUUAGUGGUUUUAGCAAGCACAAACUCUUGAACUGCCUGGAUUUGAUGCUACUAAUGUGGCUGGAAUUCACGUAGAGUUUGUGUUUCUGAUAACCAAGAGGCCAUCUUCCCUGAAUCCUUCGCUAUGACAUAUUUAGACUAAAGCUUGCUUGCUCUCUGCCCUUCAUAUCCAUUCAAGUAGGCUUGAUGAAAAGUGUGGUCAGUAGAUUUCUUUUUCUUUUCUUACGUUCUGUGAGUCACAGCUUCUGUUUAGGAUAGGUUUAUUUAUUCAGAGAGUGCCCAGUGUUUAAUAAAUGAGAGAUUUAGUCCAACGUAGUAGGAUCAGCAAAACCAUCGGAGAAGGCCAAGAAACAGUUGGUGCCAUGUGGAAGGUGAUUGUCUCAUUGGUCCUGUUUAUGGUCAGCCCUGGUGACGGACUCUUUCGCUCCAUAUACAGAAGCACCAUUGUUUCCCCGCCAUUCAAGGGAUACGCAGGCUGGCCUCUGUUUCUUAGCCCUUAUAUCCAAGCUGGGAAGAUCAAGCUGGCGCAGAAGAGGAGCGAGGUCAGUCCUUACCCUGGAAUGAACUUGAAGAGUUAUGCCGGCUACAUCACCGUGAAUAGGACUUACAACAGCAACCUCUUCUUCUGGUUCUUUCCGGCUCGGAUACAGCCUGAGAACGCCCCGGUAGUCCUCUGGCUUCAGGGCGGGCCUGGAGGUUCAUCCAUGUUUGGACUCUUUGUAGAACAUGGGCCUUAUGUUAUCACAAGCAACUUGACUGUUCUUGCCAGAGACUUCACUUGGACCACUACCCUUUCCAUGCUUUACAUUGACAAUCCGGUGGGCACAGGGUUCAGCUUCACUGAUGAUCCCCGGGGAUACGCCAACAGUGAGAGCGAUAUAGCCCAAAAUUUGUACAGUGCACUGAUUCAGUUUUUCAAGUUGUUCCCUGAGUAUGCGAAGAAUUCAUUUUAUGUCACUGGGGAGUCUUAUGCAGGGAAGUAUGUGCCGGCCAUAGCACACUAUAUCCACUCCCUCAACCCCGUGAGAGAGUUCAAGAUCCGCCUGGAAGGAAUUGCCAUUGGAGAUGCAUACUCUGAUCCCGAAUCGAUUAUAGGAGGGUACGCGAAAUUCCUGUACCAAAUUGGCUUGUUGGAUGAGCAGCAGCAAAAGCACUUCCAGAAGGAGUGCAACAAGUGCAUAAAAUACAUCAAAGAUCAGCACUGGCUGAAGGCCUUUGAAAUCCUGGAUAAGCUGCUGGACAGUGAUUUAACAAAUGAUCCAUCCUACUUCCAGAAUGUGACAGGGUGUACCAAUUACUACAACCUUUUACAGUGCACGGAACCGGAGGACCAAGGUUACUACGGGAAAUUCUUGUCACUCCCACAAGUGAGACAAGCCAUCCAUGUGGGCAACCGGACUUUCAGUGACGGUGCCGAGGUCGAGAAGUACUUGAGAGAGGACACAGUGCAGUCGGUGAAGCCCUGGCUAGCUGAGAUCAUGGAUCACUACAAGGUUCUGCUUUACAAUGGCCAACUGGACAUCAUCGUGGCAGCGGCCCUGACAGAGCGCUCCUUGCUGGCCAUGGAUUGGAAUGGAGCACAGCAAUAUAAAAAGGCUGAAAAAGUGGUUUGGAAGAUCUUCAAAUCUGAUAAUGACGUGGCUGGUUAUGUGCGAAGCGUGGAUAAAUUCCACCAGGUAAUUGUUCGAGGUGGAGGACACAUUUUGCCCUAUGACCAGCCGCUGAGAUCUUUUGAUAUGAUCAAUCGAUUCAUCUUUGACAGAGGAUGGGAACCUUACAAUUCAUAAACUCCUUUCCAUAAACAGUUAUGAAUUUUAAUCACAAAAGAUUUUUUAAAAAGAUGUCAUGUAAAUAAGAAACAUAUCUUUUUAUAUUUGCAAGGUAUUUCUUAUCACUAAAAGUCAAGCUGAAAUGCAUGACCUUUUGAUUUUAUCUCUCCUAAAUGAGAAUCACAUCUUGAUUUAGGAUAUGGGAAAAAUGGGUUCUGGAUGGAAUAUCUAAUCCUUCCCAGGACAGAAAGUUCAAUAAAUUAAUAGAUUCAUGACAA
Molecule: messenger RNA, 2434 nt
Organism: Peromyscus maniculatus bairdii (prairie deer mouse)
Lineage: Eukaryota; Metazoa; Chordata; Mammalia; Rodentia; Cricetidae
Gene: Cpvl
Product: carboxypeptidase vitellogenic like
Biological process (GO): proteolysis
Molecular function (GO): serine-type carboxypeptidase activity
Source: RefSeq, a predicted model, not a curated record